Molecule: messenger RNA, 584 nt
Organism: Monomorium pharaonis (pharaoh ant)
Lineage: Eukaryota; Metazoa; Arthropoda; Insecta; Hymenoptera; Formicidae
Gene: ND-15
Product: NADH dehydrogenase [ubiquinone] iron-sulfur protein 5
Exons: 2
Coding region: 153-482 (109 amino acids)
Source: RefSeq, a predicted model, not a curated record
ACCUAACCUAACUUAACAUCAACACCAACGUCGACUGACGAUUACGUAAACACAGGCGCAAGGUUAUUUUCUAUGCGUCAGGAUCAUUUUUCUGAAUAAUCGAGAGUAUAAACAAUUAUAAAAAUCGGGGCAUUAUCUUUCAUUGGUAUAUCAUGCUAGAUCACGAUAAUAUUGUUUGGAUGAAAUGGGGCGCACCUAUGUUCAAGGGUCCACCCACAGAUCUUUUUCUCCAUGUACGUAAUCUUCAGUGCAAUAAGGAUUGUGCACCAUACGAGGUGCAGUUUAUGGACUGUAUGGAGGCAUAUGGAUAUCAUAGGGGCAAGGAGAAAUGCAGGUUAAUACUUGAAGACAUGUACGAAUGCGUGUUUAAAGUAAAGAGGUUACGGCGCAUUCACUUGAUGGAGGAAGAACGAAAACGCCAGUUUAACAGUGGCGAGAGGAAGAAUCGCUACGAGGAAACUCCGCCUCUCGAUCUGUAUUAGAUUGCCAUUCUCUCCUCACUGGGAGAAUGCAUAGUUUAUGUAUAAAUGUAUUGAACUAAAUUAACUUGAUAAAUGAUACUGGAGCGUUUUAUCUGCAGAAAA